AUGAUUAUAUUUGCAGCAUUACGCAAUGUGUAUUAUCUCGGUUUAGUAAUGAUUGUAAUAUCAACAUUUUUUCUCUCAAUCGAAAGAGCAAUUGCAACGCUUCUUUAUCAGACAUACGAGCGUAGUACACGCAGAUGGAUAAGUAUAUCAAUGGCUUUAUCACAGAUAACAAAUAUUCAGCUCACUGUUAUUGCUAUUCAAAUUUCCUCAUUUGUUAUUAUUAUUGUAUUGUGGACGCAUAAUAACAAAAAAUUGCUUCAACGAAAGUCUCAGAAUGAAACUGUUAGUAUACGAUAUCAAUUACGUGAGAAUGUUUCAACUUCAAAGCUAUUGGUACCACUCGGUACGAUUGUAACAAUACUUGUCCUUACUGGUGCCUUACUGCAUGUCCUGCUACCUUCACGACAAACUGAUAAUUACUGGACUAACGUCGAUCAAUUUAUAACAUAUUGUUUCUACGCUGAAAUACAGGUUUGCUUCUUGCCCAUUGCAUCAAUUAUCCUUGCUAUCAUCUUAUGCUACACAAACCAAACAAUUCGAAGCUCGCUUUUUCAUCUUCUUGGCCUAGAAUGUUGUACGAAGUACAGUGAACAGAAUUUGAUUAAUAUAUCACGAGAUGAAUUCAUCCGUCGGGCUUAUUUCGAUCAGCUACAACAACAAUGGAACGAUUUACCUUCUUGGAAUAGUUAA
Molecule: messenger RNA, 690 nt
Organism: Cercopithifilaria johnstoni
Lineage: Eukaryota; Metazoa; Nematoda; Chromadorea; Rhabditida; Onchocercidae
Source: the annotation of a GenBank genome assembly